This is a messenger RNA of Medicago truncatula (barrel medic), 1026 nucleotides long. RefSeq names its product serine/arginine-rich SC35-like splicing factor SCL33. Gene Ontology annotation, molecular function: RNA binding. The transcript has 4 exons. The coding region runs from base 64 to 810 and encodes 248 amino acids. NCBI's taxonomy places the organism in Eukaryota, Viridiplantae, Streptophyta, Magnoliopsida, Fabales, Fabaceae. The record is from RefSeq and is a predicted model, not a curated record.
AGGAGAAAGAAAGAAAAAAUUAGAAGCAAGCAAAGGAUCACUCGCCGGCGUUGUCGUCCGAAAAUGAGAGGAAGAAGCUACAGUCCAUCACCACCACCGCGUUACAGCAGAAGAGGCGGCGGAGGAGGAGGAAGAAGUCCAAGUCCUCGUCGGCGUUACGCUCCCCGUCAAAGCGAUCUACCUACCAGUCUUCUUGUUCGUAAUCUUCGCCAUGACUGUAGGCCUGAAGAUCUUCGUAGACCUUUCGGUCAUUUUGGUCCUCUUAAGGAUAUUUAUCUCCCCAAAGAUUAUUACACUGGACAACCUCGUGGUUUUGGUUUUAUUCAAUUUGUGGAUCCUGCGGAUGCUGCUGAUGCUAAAUAUCAUAUGGAUGGUCAAGUUCUUCUCGGUAGGGAGAUAACUGUUGUUUUUGCUGAGGAAAAUAGAAAGAAGCCAACUGAGAUGAGGGUCAGAGAGAGAAGUAGCGGUCGGCAUUCUGAUCGAAGGAGGUCUCCUCCACGUUAUUCUCGUUCACCCCGCUAUUCCCGGUCUCCACCUCGUCACAGAUCUCGCUCUCGCGGCAGUCGUGACUAUCAUUCCCCUCCUCCUAAACGAAGGGAAUAUUCAAGAUCUGUAUCACCUGAGGAUAGAAGGCACAGUCGAGAAGGGUCACAACACAGCAGAGAGAGGUCAUACUCACGCUCUCCACCCAAGAACGGGGAUGCGAGAAGCCGUAGUCAGAGUCCAGUGAAAGGCUCAGUCGAGAGCAGAAGUCCAAGUCCGAGCCGUGAUGUCAGGGCAGCAUCCCGCAGUAGGUCUCCCAGUCAGUGACAAUGGAAGAGAACCAUUAGACAAUUAGAGGCUUGGUUUUUCUUAAUGUUCAGCAAAUACAGUGGAUUUGGAUUUUAAUUUGUCAGUUUCAUAUAUCAGAGUUGUGUGUUGUUUAAAUUAAAAAUGUAUUAAUACUAGCUGGAUGUUGAUUUAAAAUUUGUUACUAUGUUCCAUCUAGAUUUAGUAGAAUUAUAUUGGUAUGGAUUUUUCUGGAAA